UUCAUCUUAUUUUAUCUCCUUUUCAAAUAUUUCCAGUGACAAUGUCUUCCAAACAAGGGAGCAGAGUUCAUGUUGCUAUUCGUCUCAGACCUGCAUCAAAGGCCCAUGGAGAUGAAUGUAAAGAGCCAUGUGUUCGCGGUGUCUCUGAUAAAUCUCUUGAGAUUUGGAAUUGGCGUGACUCAGAACAAAGUCUUCAUUUUGAUUUUGAUGCAUACCUGGAUAGCAAGGCAUCACAGAAGACAGUAUAUGAUAGAUGUGUAAAGCCACUACUCUCCCAUGCACUGAAUGGUCAAAAUGCUAGUGUGUUUGCAUAUGGACCAACAGGCACAGGAAAGACAUACACCAUGCUUGGAACCGAAGACGAUCCAGGUGUCAUUCCAAGGUCAUUGAAUCAUAUCUUUAAUGUCAUCAGCCAGGAGAAACCACAAGGAGAAGGAACAUGGACGUAUGCAGUGUCCUUCUCAUAUCUAGAGAUUUACCAAGAGAAGAUCUAUGAUCUCCUCGAACCAAAAGGUCACGACCUCCCAAUACGAGAGGACAGGAACAGGAAUAUCUUUAUCCCAAAGCUAGCUGAGAAAACCAUUAACAACUUCAACGAGUUUGCCAAGUAUUUCAUACCAGCUAGUAGGAACAGAACUACAGCAGCUACUAAACUAAACAGUCGUUCAAGUCGAAGUCAUUCCAUUCUUCUUCUCAAAAUAAUAAAAGAGAGAAGAGAUGGAUCAAAGCAUCACAUUCAGACUGGUAAACUAUACCUUAUUGAUCUUGCUGGGAGUGAGAAUAACAAGAAGACUGGUAACCGGGGAAUUAGAUUGAAAGAGAGUGGUGCCAUUAAUACAUCUCUGUUUGUACUCGGUCAAGUUGUUGAUGCCCUCAACCAGAGACUGCCACGUAUUCCAUACAGAGACAGCAAACUGACAAGAUUGCUUCAGGACUCUCUUGGGGGCAGUUCCCAUGCAUGUAUGAUUACCAACAUAGCACCAGAGGAAAAGAACUACAUGGACACCUACACUACCCUACACUUUGCUGCCAAGUCAAAGCAGAUCAUCAACAAACCAUUCACCAGAGAGACGACACAGACAAUCAUUGCCCCACCUAUCACCACUGGUCAGUCUAGGAAGAGACAACAUGAAGAUGUCCCAUCAUCAUCCAGGAAUACCAAGACUAGAGCUUUGGAUGUCAAUGGCAAACCAGUUGCUGAUACCAAAGACACCAUGCUCAAACCCCUCUUAGAUCGUCAAGCAAACUUUGAGGCCAAUGUUCAUCAAAGACUUCAAUCACUUGAACAGAAUCUUCUAAAACAAAUGAAGAAAACAAAAACACAAGUGAAAACCCCAACAUCUAAGAAGUUACUGAGUGAGGUGAAAAGUAUGAGGAGAGAGCUAAGCAGUAUGAACCAGGAGAAAGAUAUCAAACCUGAUAGACGUAGUACCUUCACACUGAAUGAUCCAAACAGACCAUCACCACCUCAAGCUAUUGUCAAACCAAUAUCAGUUUUAACUGGCCAAACAACCUGUAAUGUACCACCAGCUCACAGUAAAGAUAGAAUCACAAAGCCCAUGGUACAAGACAAAGAGAAUACAACCAAGUCAUCUAAUAAGUCUAAUGCUGUCAAAUUUGUCAAAGCUGUCUCUAAGUCUACAUCAUCCUCAACAGGUGGGACUAAGAUGACAGAGAACCAGUGGCAUCUUAAAUUAGAUCCUGAGUUUCAAGCCAAGCACAGGAAUAAGAUCUUGAAGACUUUGAAUGAAGGGACAGUGAAGCAGCUGAAAUCACUGCAGAGUGUAGGAGAGAAACGAGCACAGCUUAUCUACAGCUGGAGACAAGCCUUUGGAGCCUACACUCAGAUUGAAGAUUUAUACAAAGUGAACGGCUUACCUUCGAAGACGGUUGAUAACAUAAUUGGGAAUAAUCUUCUUUACACCCCAGCCUGACAGUGAUAUAAUGAGAAAUGAAGUUCUUUAGUGAUACUGGUCUUUUGGACAUACUAUCAUUGUGAUCAAGGUCAUACCUAUGGUCUGUGGAUGGCAUGGAUAAUCAUUGUUUCUGGACAACUCAUUCAAACUUCAGAACAUCAAACCUUUAGAAAUGAAAGAGAAAAUAAUGUUGAUUUCUGAUACACCAUAUCUACCUAUGGAUGCUUUUCCAUGCAGACUUGAAAUAUUCAGUUAUUAUUGAUUAUUAGUGAUUAUUCAUCACCAUGCGACUGACAUGUGACAGAGGUGGAACCCACUUAUAGAUUACACCUGUUCUAGUGCUUCUUUUCACCUUAAGAAUUGUGAUAUAUAUCCCCAGUUUUCCAAAUACAGACAAUGGAAAAACAUGGACUUAAUAUCAACCCCCCCCCCAAAAAAAAAAAAAAAAUAGGCAAUCAGUGGAAAAUGUGCCCAUCAAACCUAUUUGUAGUGUAUAGCACCUGUGUGCCAAGCUUUUUCGACUGCUGUGCAUGAAUGGAAUGGACCUUUUUUUUCUUAGACUCCUUUAUUUGCAAUUAUUUAUUAUAUUUUUAUAUUUAAUAUGUCUUAGAACAACACAGAAUUCAAUGUUUGUUGCAUCAAAUUUCAGAAUUUGCAUUUUUUUUCUUGUAUGAUAUAUUGGUACAUGUACAUAUGGAAUGUUUUAUGCUAUGAUAACAUAUCAUGUAUUACAAUAAUUAUUUUUGUAUUAUAAAAUAGAUUCCCCCCUUUUUUUUUCUCUCUCUCUCACAGACACAUUCUCUCUCCCCCCCCCCCCCCUCUCCAUCACUUUAGAUGUAACUUGUGAAGAAAUAUAAUAAUUUUCAAAUGAAGAAAGAUGUGCAGUUCAUUCUAAUCUAUAAAUGUAUUAUUUUAGGCAGAAAAAUAAUUAGAAUGAACUGCUAAUCUUUCUUUAAUUUGAUAAUUAUAUUUUCUUCAUAUAUAUAUAUAUAUAUAUAUGAAGAAAUAUAAUAAUUUUCAAAUUAAAAAAAGAUGUGCAGUUCAUUCUAAUCUAUAAAUGUAUUAUUUUAGGCAGAAAAAUAAUAUGUAUAUAUAUCAGUUUCCGGUGACUAGUCUGACCCUAAUAAAACAGGUGCAACUCAUUAAAUUUUAUGGCAAAAGAACUAAGAUGAAAUACUGUAUAUUUUCGUCUGCCUGUGUUAAAGUAGCUUACUGGAAAACUGAUGUUUUACUUUACACGUUGACUUAUUAAAUCUAAAGUUCUAUCUAGAGAUCACUGAAUGAAAGCAUAAACAAUCAUCUCCCUUUCAUGGCUGUAUAUAUUACUACUUCAUAUAUACUGAAAAUUCCACUUUUAUUCUGUCAUCGGAAAUGAAAUAAUUAAAUUUCACGAUGGGAUAAAAAAUAUUGUUUUUCCUACCUUACCACCCAAUUUAUUUUGAACAAAGUUACUGGAAACCAACAUAUUUAGUUUGGCACAAAUAUCCACAUAUAGUGUAAUUGUUUUACCCCAUUGUCUAUCUACUAUGAUAGUAAUUUUUCAUGUACUAAAUGCAUAACUAAAGGAUGAUUUAGAACUGUGCGUAGUCUGAUUCUCCAUGUUUUAAACUUGAAAUAGUGAAAGCAUUGUAUAUAUAUUCCUAAGUAAUAUUUCAAAUGGGUUUAUAUCGUGUACAGGAGCUCUUGGUCCAGAAUGUUCCAUGCUUCUUUUUUUUUUUUUUUUUUCAGGGCACUUGUAUAAUAUGAAGAGCUUUAUAUAUUUGUAGUAAGCAUUAUAUUAAUAAUACAUGUUAUUAUCAUCAUUAUGGAGGUGUACCUCCAUGAUAUUUUCAUCAUUAUUUGAAUGGAUUCUACUAAAGGUAUUUUAUUUCUUAAUUAAUGUAAGUUUGAAAGGUAAAGCUCGCCCUGACAAAUAGAUUAUUGUAAAAAUAGCAGAAGAAAUAGUUUUUAAAAAAUAUGGGAAGGUUUGAAGAAAAGCCAUCUUAGAUUUAAAAGUUAUUAGAAUUUGAUUUUUUUUAUUUGUGGUGUCAUAUGCUAGCAGUUAGUAACCAUAAAUUGUCUUGUAAAACAUCAAUGAAAUGUAAUUUUCUCAAAAACUUGAAACUGGUUUUUAUUGUAACAUCAGUAUAUCGACAUACAUAUUAUCUCAUCCCAGCCCUCAAAAGAAAAAAAACAUUAGUUAUCAUGAACCUUAAAAACUAUCAAAAUUUAUGCACUAUGUAAAUGUAUUACAGGCAGCUGCUUGUAUACGACUUCACAAAUAGAAAAAGAAACUUCAAAUUCUAAUAAGUUUAUUAUUCUUUGAUGGAUUUUCCACUUACCUACAAUCAAUAUUUUCUAUUAUUUUUCUGAUAUUUUUAGGACAACAAACAUUUCUUCAGGGUGAACUUCCCCUUUAAAGUUUUAUAAUAUUGAAAUCUUGCAUCAUUCUCUUAUUGUAUUAUGGUUGGUAAAUACUUUGUGUAUAGUAAAUUUAUAAUCUCUUUAAA
Molecule: messenger RNA, 4405 nt
Organism: Lytechinus pictus (painted urchin)
Lineage: Eukaryota; Metazoa; Echinodermata; Echinoidea; Temnopleuroida; Toxopneustidae
Product: kinesin-like protein KIF22
Exons: 16
Coding region: 42-1934 (630 amino acids)
Biological process (GO): mitotic spindle organization; microtubule-based movement; spindle elongation
Cellular component (GO): microtubule associated complex
Molecular function (GO): microtubule motor activity; microtubule binding; ATP binding
Source: RefSeq, a predicted model, not a curated record